AUGCGAGAUGAAGCACUCCAACAGUGUUUAUUUGAGGUGUGGGGAAAAUGCAGAGAUGUGGGGGAAGAUAGUGGGGAAAAAUGUGGGGUGCGGAAGGUGGCAAAGUGGAUCCACAGACCAAACGGGCGCCGAUCACGAGCCCGGCGGGCCAGGCCACCCACCACGCCGCCCCCGCGAGAAAACUCUGCAGGAUGGACUCCAGGAACGGAGGAGCGAGGGACUCCAAAGGAUACGGAGGAAGCGAGGGACUCCAAAGGAUACUCCAAAGGAGGAGCGAGGGACUCCUGCCCAGCGAGGGACUCCUGCAGGAUACGGAGGAGCGAGGGACUCCAAAAGGAUACGGAGGACGAGGCGAGGGACUCCAAAGGAUACGAGGAGCGAGGGACUCCAAGGGAUACGGAGGAGCGAGGGACUCCCAAGGGAGACGGAGGAGCGAGGGACUCCAAAGGAACGAGGAGCGAGGGACUCCUAAAGGAUACUCCAAGGAUACGGAGGAGCGAGGGACUCCAAGGAUACGGAGGAGGAGGGAGGAUUCCAGGAGCGAGGAUAUACGGAGGAGGAGGGACUCCGAGGGACCGCAGGAUACGGAGGAGCGAGGGAACGGAGGAAGCGAGGACUACGGAGGAGCGAGGGACUCGGAUACGGAGGAGCGAGGGACUCCUGCGGGAAACCGAGAGAAGCGAGGGACUCCAAGGGAUACGGAGGAGCGAGGGACUCCAAGGGACGGAGGAGCGAGGGACUCCAAGGGAUACGGAGGAGCGAGGGACUCCAAGGGAUACGGAGGAGCGAGGGACUCCAAGGGAUACGGAGGAGCGAGGGACUCCAAGGGAUACGGAGAGCGAGGGACUCCAAGGGAUACGGAGGAGCGAGGGCUCCAAAGGAUACUCCAAAGGUAAGGAGCGAGGGACUCCAAAGGAUACGGAGGAGCGAGGGACUCCAAAGGAUACGGAGGAGCGAGGGACUCCUGCAGGAUACGGAGGAGCGAGGGACUCCUGCAGGAUACGGAGGAGCGAGGGACUCCAAGGGAUACGGAGGAGCGAGGGACUCCAAGGGAUACGGAGGAGCGGAGGACUCCAAGGAUACGGAGGAGCGAGGGACUCCAAGGGAUACGGAGGAGCGAGGGACUCCAAAGGAUACGGAGGAGCGAGGGACUCCAAAGGAUACGGAGGAGCGAGGGACUCCAAAGGAUACGGAGGAGCGAGGGACUCCUGCGGAGGAUACGAGGAGCGAGGACAGGAUACGGGGAGCGAGGGACUCAAGGGAUACGGAGGAGCGAGGGACUCCUGCGGGAUACGGAGGAGCGAGGGACUCCAAAGGAUACGGAGGAGCGAGGGACUCCAAAGGAUACGGAGGAGCGAGGGACUCCUGCAGGAUACGGAGGAGCGAGGGACUCCAAAGGAUACGGAGGAGCGAGGGACUCCUGCCAGGAUGGAGGAUACGGAGGAGCGAGGACUCCAAGGGAUACGGAGGAGCGAGGGACUCCAAGGAUACGCGAGGGACUCCAAGGGAUACGGAGGAGCGAGGGACUCCAAGGGAUACGGAGGAGCGAGGGACUCCAAGGGAUACGGAGGAGCGAGGGACUCCAGGGACGGAGGAGCGAGGGAUUCCUGCAGAUACGAGAGCGAGGGACUCCUGCAGGACACGGAGGAGGAGGAGCGAGGACGGCGGAGCGGCGGCCUCAGGCACUCACGCCGCAGUCCCGUUACCAGUAUGUGA
Molecule: messenger RNA, 1716 nt
Organism: Penaeus vannamei (Pacific white shrimp)
Lineage: Eukaryota; Metazoa; Arthropoda; Malacostraca; Decapoda; Penaeidae
Source: RefSeq, a predicted model, not a curated record